Funneliformis caledonium is the source of this 972-nucleotide messenger RNA. The record is from the annotation of a GenBank genome assembly. Lineage: Eukaryota; Fungi; Glomeromycota; Glomeromycetes; Glomerales; Glomeraceae.
AUGAAUUCUGUUCGUCCAAUGCACGUUUUUAUUCUUGUCAUUUCUUUGCUCUCAACUCUCGCUUAUUGUUUAAUAAGUCCCAAUGCUCCCACUGCUUCUAAGCAAAGCUUUAUACCAACAGGUCGUAAUGGUCUUGUUAAUGAUAAAAUCAAUUUUAUUGGUGGUAGUGUAAGCGAUGACGACUUUUCAAUGAAAUAUUUUUAUUGGGAACUCAAUAGCGGUCUAGAACUGAAGUUUAACUACAAAAAUUCUACAAUGGGUCCAAUGAUUAAAAGAGCAGAUGGUAACGAUGAACAAUUGGUGCUUGAUGGGGAAAUUAUGGCAAAUACACAACCAAAAGUUCUUUACAAAUUCGACUUAAGUGACCCUGGAUUAGUGUCGUUCAUGAAACUGACGGUCAAAGAACCUGAAAAAGUUUAUACUGAAGUCGUAAAAGAUGCAAGCGCCACUUUAUUACAUGAUGGUAAAAUUGUAUACGUCGGUGGGAAGAUACGUGGUAAUUCUGAAUUUGUUAGCCCUUUCAUGGUAUUGAUAUAUGAUACCACGAAUUCAAUUUGGACUCAAAUGAGGAUUAAAAGCAGCGUCGAAGGUAGAGAUCCUAUUCGCAGAGCUGGACAUUCGGCAGUUUUAGGUCCUGAUGACUUGAUUUACAUUUAUGGAGGUUAUAGCGAAGGACCUGUCGGCAAAGAAGUGGCAUUCAUGACCUUAGAUACGAAUACAUGGGAAUAUACUUUCCUUGAUUAUGAAACCUCCCCAACCGAGAUUCAAUCAUACCACGUUGCAACCGUCUAUGGCAAUUUCAUGGUUAUCGCCUUUGGUUCAAUUGGUGAUGAUUCCAAAGGAACGAGGAUUACCAAUAUUUUUGAUUUCAAACAAAAAAAAUGGUUGGCAAAAAAAGAGGCCAGUAGUGAUUCGAAUUAUCAAGCCACCGGAUGUAAGCUAGCAUCGGAAAGAGCCGCAAUUUUGACAUCG